Molecule: messenger RNA, 1290 nt
Organism: Papaver somniferum (opium poppy)
Lineage: Eukaryota; Viridiplantae; Streptophyta; Magnoliopsida; Ranunculales; Papaveraceae
Product: F-box protein CPR1-like
Exons: 3
Coding region: 1-1290 (429 amino acids)
Source: RefSeq, a predicted model, not a curated record
AUGGUGUUAUUACAGAGAAACUUGAUUGUCCCAAGUUUUUAUCAUGGAAGGCUCAGUUUACGCCUUACUUACAGAUGGCUUUUUGCGUCCAAGAAUAAUCAGAUUACUACUUCUGAACCACAAGCUAAUGUCGCCUCCACAAGUCUUGAUCUUGAUGUUCCUCUUACAAGAGAUGGGAAACCAUCUAUCAUUUGCCAAAUAUGCGAAAAGCCGUAUCAUGAUGCUAGGGAUUGCCGCAAACGUUCUGAUACUAUCACUUACCCUCCUCGUGAUGAGCGUAAACGAGCCAAGGCCAUGUUUAAGAAGGUUCACUGCCCAAUCAUUUCCUUGGACUGUGAUCUUAAGAAGGUUAAUUUUGCGGGUUCUUGUAAUGGCUUGCUUUUCCUGUAUCGAGAAGAGACCCUGAAUUUCGAAAAGACCGAUGAGUUUUGGUUGUGGAACCCAUGUUUGUGGAAUCCAUCUACCCAAGAGUUCAAAUAUCUACAAAGACCUGGAUUUCCGGUGAGUGAGACGGCCUGCGUUUUACACAGAGGACAUGGGUUUGGUUAUGAUGCUGAGACUGAUGAUUACAAGUGUAUACGUAUUUUCAAUUAUUCAGGCGAUAGGCAUUCUCAAGUUCACAUCUAUUCGCUCAGAUCGAAUACAUGGAAAUUAACGCAUCUUCCAUAUUUACUGAGUGCUGACGACAGAUACUUUCGAGCACCAAAUGGGGUCUUUUGUAAUGGAACUCUACAUUGGUUCGUAAUUAAGGAAUACCUUUCCCCCCAAGUCUUAAUGGCUUUUAAUAUGACAGAUGAGGGAAUCAGAGAAAUUCCACAACCAGAGAGUGUGGAGGAAUUAGGAUACGUUAAAAAUGUUGAUGUCUUGGACGGGUAUCUUUGCAUUCUUUGUAGGAAUUCUGCUGCUUACGAAGUAUGGCUAAUGAAGGAUUAUGGAAUGAGAGAAUCGUGGACAAAAGCAUACAACAUUCCGAGACCGACAUUAGAACUUGGAGCCCAAAAAUUUGUGGACCUGAAGAAGAUCGAAUGUUUAAAAACUGGUGAGAUUCUACUUGAGGUUCAAUACAACAAUUUCCAGACGGCAGCCUUGGUGUUUUACGACCCAAAGAAUGAGACCGCUACGUAUUUGAAGCUGUAUGAAAACUUUGGGGAUUAUCCAAUCUUACGAUCAGCAUCGUAUAGGUAUGUGAAGAGCUUAGUCAAACUUAAAUCUGAUUAUUAUGUCGAGGAUAACGAGAGAAAGGAUGGCCAACAGAGUAUUAUCCAUAUAUACAAGGGAUUGAUGCAUUAG